CCAGACCACUCCCAAGUGGGUACUCAAAGGUUUUCAAACCAAAAAAAUAAAUAAAUGAAAAGGAUUUGGUUUUGCUAAAAGAAAAUGAAGAUCCACCCAAAUAAUAUACUUUUUCCUAUAAUUUUCUUAAUAGCUUACUUGCUAUUAUGUCAGAAUACAGAUGCGGCAGAGAGUAAGAUAACCGGAUUGCCUUCCCAGAGAUCACGAAGACAAGCUGGGGGACCUAUUCCCAUUGAUUGUCACCUGAGCACAUGGUCGCAAUGGACAAAAUGCUUCCCUUGCCAAGAAAAACGAUUCAGAUCAAGGCAGCUGGUACAACCAGCUAAAUAUAAAGGGAGAAUGUGCAAUGGUAAUCUUUGGGACAGAGAAACAUGUGAUCCGACAGAACCAUGUGUGGUGGAUCAAAGCUGUGGAAAUGACUUUCAGUGUCAGGAGACAGGACGUUGCAUUAAACGUCACCUAGUCUGCAAUGGAGAAUUAGACUGCAGGGAUGGAUCCGAUGAGGAUGGUUGUGAUGAUGCUGAAAGUACAUGUGACUAUCCAGAUCCAGUCCCAGGAAUUGAACUAGUUUCAAGAGGAUUCAACAUCCUUACACAAAAGCCAGCACUGUUAGUCUAUGACCCUAAAUAUUUUGGAGGCCGGUGUGAAACUGUUUAUAAUGGAGAAUGGCGAGAGCUGAAGUAUGACUCGACAUGUGAACAUUUGUAUUAUGGGGAGGAUGAGAAAUAUUUCCGAAAGUCCUACAAUGUUCAUUUCUACCAAUUUCUAAAGUUAAAAAGGAUUAUGUAAAUAGCUGUUUUGGGGCAUCGAUUGGCUUAAGCUUUCCAUUUCAAGAAACUCUGGAAAUAGAUGCCAAGGUGAACUUCAAUCAAUGUGGCACAAAAGGAGGCAUGAGCGAAGAUGGCUCUGAAAAUAAGUCAGCCAUAGAAGAUAUUAUUCCCCGGGUAGAAGGUGGAGAUGCCUCAUCCAUUGCCAGAAUCCUGGAAAAUAGGAGCUCCAUAGCAUACCGCUACUGGGGGAGGUCAUUAAAACUUAAUCCCACCAUUAUUGAUUUUGAGGUAAGCCUUUGCUUUCACGUGUAGGAAUGCUGCAUUUGU
Messenger RNA from Thamnophis sirtalis, 1097 nucleotides. The record is from RefSeq and is a predicted model, not a curated record. Lineage: Eukaryota; Metazoa; Chordata; Lepidosauria; Squamata; Natricidae.